Molecule: messenger RNA, 744 nt
Organism: Rana temporaria (common frog)
Lineage: Eukaryota; Metazoa; Chordata; Amphibia; Anura; Ranidae
Product: hemagglutinin/amebocyte aggregation factor-like
Exons: 5
Coding region: 62-577 (171 amino acids)
Biological process (GO): collagen fibril organization
Cellular component (GO): extracellular matrix
Molecular function (GO): extracellular matrix structural constituent
Source: RefSeq, a predicted model, not a curated record
AAAAUUCAAGGUGCUUCACCUGCCAGCAACUCUCUAUCAAGACAUCUCCAAAACGAAAGUCAUGAUGGUGGUCUUGGCCCUUCUGCUGAGUGUCACUGUGGCAAUGGCUGCACCUCAAGAACGAUGGGUCAAUGAUUAUGACCAGCCUCUCAAUUUCCAGUGUGCCGACAGGCAGAGCAUCAGUAUAGUCAUCAGCCAGCAUGACAAUCGCCACGAAGAUCGUGUUUGGGAUUUUGCUUGUCAGAACACUUUCAGCACAGCUUCUUGUUCCUGGACCGGAUACGUCAAUGACUUUGAUCAAGAGUUCAGUUUCAUCUGCCCAUUCGGCUCAGUCAUAUCUGGCAUGCAGAGCUACCAUGAUAACAAAAGAGAAGACAGAAGAUGGAGCUUCCUUUGCUGCCAAGGAGAAAAUCAAGUUACCCGUAACUGCAAAUGGAGUGAUUACGCAAAUAAUUUUGAUGCCUACUUGAGAUGGGAUGCGCCUUUCAAUACAUUCCUGACUGGUGCGCACAGCUACCAUGAUAACAGCAAAGAGGACAGACGCUGGAAGUACCACUACUGUGAGAAGAGUGCUUGAGCCAAAGAAAAUACUGUCAUAAAUACACCAUCAAAACUAGAGCCUUGCUCCCAGAUGUAAUACCACCUCUAGCCUCCUGGUGAUGCAACAAUUUAUUUGUGAAAUAAUUCUGGUGUAUUAUAUAAUGUGAUAUGACUUUUCAAACAUGAUCAUUAUUUGGCAUUCUG